Messenger RNA from Lodderomyces oxycetoniae, 1119 nucleotides. It is a transcript of the gene OCH1, whose product is annotated as Och1p. The record is from RefSeq and is a predicted model, not a curated record. The coding region runs from base 1 to 1119 and encodes 372 amino acids. The transcript has a single exon. Gene Ontology annotation, cellular component: mannan polymerase complex. Gene Ontology annotation, biological process: protein N-linked glycosylation. NCBI's taxonomy places the organism in Eukaryota, Fungi, Ascomycota, Pichiomycetes, Serinales, Debaryomycetaceae. Gene Ontology annotation, molecular function: alpha-1,6-mannosyltransferase activity.
AUGAGCAAGCAAAAGUAUAGACUGGUGCUCAUUGGGGUUGUUACUAUUGUGGCAUGUCUUUUUCUAUUUUUUGAAGUCAAGGGUAACCAUGCUUACAAAACAGAUUACAGUUUACCCAAAUUUCAACUUCUUCAAGAAUUAGAGUUGAAUAAAAAUUGGAAAACUCGGGGGCUCUAUUUUCAGCCAAAGUUCAAGAGCAGUUUGGAAUAUACUAGCCAGAUUGAAAAUCAACUAGCGACCCAUUUUCCAUAUGAGCAAGAAGCUCCGUUUCCCAAAUUCAUUUGGCAAACUUGGAAAGUAGCUUUGGAUGAUAAGACAUUUCCCAGGAGAUACGAAAGAUACCAAGCAACAUGGGAUGAUACAAAUCCAGAUUAUAAGCAUUUUGUGAUCCCUGAUGAGCAAUGCGACCUACUUGUUGAGGAGUUGUAUGCGAGUGUUCCCGAUGUUGCCCAUGCCUAUAAGUUACUCCCCAAAUCUAUAAUGAAGGCCGAUUUUUUCAGGUACUUGAUACUUUUUGCUCGUGGUGGGGUUUACACGGAUAUAGAUACGGUUGGUCUCAAGCCCAUUGACACUUGGAUUAGUAACAGUAAGGAGAUUUUGGGAAAACCAAACCAAGCUGGUUUAGUGGUGGGAAUUGAAGCUGAUCCGGAUAGACCUGACUGGAAUUCUUGGUAUGCACGUCGGAUCCAGUUUUGUCAAUGGACAAUACAAUCGAAACGUGGACACCCAAUGUUACUUGGUUUGAUUGCGAAAAUUGCCGAGAUAACUUUGACUCGAUCCGAAAAGGGGCAGCUACACAAAACAUUGGGCAAGGAUCUGGGUGGAGAUAUAAUGGAUUGGACAGGACCAGGGAUAUUUACAGAUUACGUUUUCAACUAUAUGAAUAGUAUUAUGCAGCUGCCGCAACAGCUGACUAAAAAGACUUUUGAAACAAUCAUUGAUUGGAAAUUGUUUACAGGGAUGGUACAACCCAUAGCUAUUGACGACGUUUUAAUUUUGCCGAUAACUUCAUUUAGUCCAGAUGUGAACCAGAUGGGGGCCAAAGAUUCCAAGGACCCAAUGGCAUACGCAAAGCAUAUGUUUCUGGGAAGUUGGAAAGAUGAUCAAAUAAAGGAUUGA